Molecule: messenger RNA, 873 nt
Organism: Aspergillus tanneri
Lineage: Eukaryota; Fungi; Ascomycota; Eurotiomycetes; Eurotiales; Aspergillaceae
Exons: 1
Coding region: 1-873 (290 amino acids)
Source: RefSeq, a predicted model, not a curated record
AUGUCAGCCGCUGUUAACUCCAAGUCCACUGGGAGAAAGGAUGCUUUAAGACUGAUUGCAGCAGAGACUCAAUCCCUUCUCCCCGGCGUUUUGGCGCUGAAACCCCAAGCUCCCGCAAAUGCGCACUACUACCCGCAUGCCAGGAUGCCAGCCCUGGAACCGAGGCAUAAUAACCCAAGGCUUACUACGAAAGUCGAAGUCUUAAGUGGGGACACUUUCGACGUGGCCCUCAGCCUUGAGAGCACUCCUUGUGUCUCCAACAGCACACAGGCGGUGCAUGUAUGCGUCUUAAAUAUGGCUAGCGAGAAACACGCGGGAGGGGGGUGGCUCAAUGGAGCUCUUGCCCAAGAAGAGGAGCUUUGUUAUCGAAGCAGUCUCAGUUCUACUCUCAAAAAGUCAUACUACCCCAUUGGAAAGCGCGACGCUAUCUACUCGCCUUCAGUUGUCGUCUUCCGAGAGAACAUCAACAACGGGCACAGGGUUAUGGAUUUAAGCAAGCCUGAACUUCUCCCUGUUGUUAGUGUGAUCAGCGUGGCUGCGGUAAGAAGGCCGCAACUUAAAAAAGGAGCGGCCUUGCCAAGAUACACAUAUGCCGCCGAUCGAGACCUAAUGAAAGACAAAAUGCGCUCUAUCCUUCGUGUCGCUAUAUAUAACAAGCAUCGAAAGCUUGUAUUGGGUGCUUUCGGCUGUGGAGCUUUUGGGAACCCAAAUAAUGAGGUCGCAGACUGCUGGGCGGAGGUUUUGCAAGAAGAGGAGUUUCAAGGCCGGUGGGAAACUCUUAUAUUUGCAGUGCUGGACAAUGUACCUGGAGGAGGGAAUAGAACCACUAAUUUUGAGGUUUUCCGCAAGAGGUUGCAUGGACUUGGGAUCUGA